Messenger RNA from Erinaceus europaeus (western European hedgehog), 1008 nucleotides. It is a transcript of the gene DPCD, whose product is annotated as deleted in primary ciliary dyskinesia homolog (mouse). The record is from RefSeq and is a predicted model, not a curated record. Bases 81 to 689 code for a protein of 202 amino acids. The transcript is spliced from 6 exons. NCBI's taxonomy places the organism in Eukaryota, Metazoa, Chordata, Mammalia, Eulipotyphla, Erinaceidae.
CACCUUCCGGGUGAGCCGGAAGUGACCUGAAGCGGAACGGUUGCUAUGGCUGCGGCAGGGCGCGCGGCGGAGGAGGGAAGAUGGCGGUGACAGGGUGGCUGGAGAGUCUGCGGGCUGCGGAGAAGACGGCGCUGCUGCAGGACGGGAGAAGGAAGGUGCACUAUUUGUUCCCAGAUGGAAAGGAAAUGGCUGAAGAAUAUGAUGAGAAGACAAGUGAAUUACUUGUGAGAAAGUGGCGUGUGAAAAGUGCCCUUGGAGCCUUGGGCCAGUGGCAGACUGAGGUGGGAGAGCCAGCAACUGGAGCAGGGGGCCUGGGGCCUGAACUCAUCAAGGAAAGCAACGCCAGUCCUAUCUUCAUGCGCAAGGACACAAAGAUGAGUUUCCAGUGGCGGAUCCGAAACCUUCCCUACCCUAAGGAUGUCUACAGUGUCAUUGUGGACCAGGAGGAGCGCUGCAUUGUCGUCAGGACAACCAACAAAAAGUAUUACAAGAAGUUCCCCAUUCCUGACCUAGACAGAUGCCAGCUGCCUCUGGAGGAUUCCUCGCUGAGCUUUGCUCAUGCCAACUGCACCCUGAUCAUCUCCUACCAGAAGCCAAAGGAGGUUCUGUUGGCUGAGGCAGAGUUGCAGAAGGAGCUGAAGAAGGUAAAGACAGCACACAGCGGUGAUGGGGACUGCAAGACACAGUGACGGAGCCCUGGGUGUGUGCUUGCUCUGCCCCUCUGCCAGGGGCUUUGUGUUGGCGGCAGCCUCUCCUCUUCAGGGAGCUGGCCAGGCCACUGGGGAACUGGGCCGGUGGCAUCCUGACUCACUGUGGGUAGACUACCCUCUCAUCCACUUCUGCAUGCUCCUCUUCCUGAGGAGAUGCUGUGACAUCCCCUUCUCUCUGGGAACCUUCAGCCUCAUGUCUAGACCAGAAGGGACACUCUGCCUCCUCAACUAGCAGAAGUGGCCCAGAGGAAUGCCUUCAGAGAGGUGUGGGCAAGGGAGACAUUCUUAAAAUACAUAA